This is a messenger RNA of Benincasa hispida (wax gourd), 994 nucleotides long. Its product is annotated as multidrug resistance protein ABC transporter family protein. The record is from RefSeq and is a predicted model, not a curated record. NCBI's taxonomy places the organism in Eukaryota, Viridiplantae, Streptophyta, Magnoliopsida, Cucurbitales, Cucurbitaceae.
CAUCAUCAUUCCUUCCUUCCUUUCUCUUCAACAAAACAAACUUGCUUUAAACUCAAACCCCAACCACUCAGAUCAUCCAAAUUUUCACCACCAUUAUCACCAAAAUAAGCCUUCCCCAUUAUAAUUAAUGGAGCUGUUCAACAAACUCCUUUCCCACCUCUAACAUUCCUCUUCUUAUUCCUUCCUCUCCUUUCUCUCCUCCUCACCUCACCUUCCGAUCAUUCUCCGAUGGGCAACGUCACCUUCGUCUCCGGCAUUGGGAGAGUUGUUCUCUCCGACGGUUCCAUUCAAAAAUUCAACGAACCGUUCACAGCGGCCGAGCUGAUGCUCGAACACCCACGACAAGUUGUCGUUGAGAUCUGCAAAAGUACCAUCAUAAGAAAACGGCUAACUCCAUUGCCAGCCGACGAAAAGCUCGAUUCAAAGAAGGUUUAUAUGAUGCUACCUAUAAGAGGAGGCAAGCCAGCAUCAUUGUCGUCGGAGGAAAUCCGCCGUGUUCUUCUAUGUGCCAACUCGGCGUUAAGGUCGCGCUCUCUCCUUCUUUCGUCUUCUAAGGUUCUUCCUUGGUUUGCUAGGGCUGCGACGUCUGCGACAAUAACGACAACGAGAGAGGUCCAAGUGGAGAUUAAAAAGGAAGAUCUUGUGAAGAUCGAAGGAGAGGAAGAUCGAUGGGAAACGGAGAUGGCGGCGGAGGGGAGGCCGGAGUAUUUGAGCAGACAGUUAUCUGGUAGAGGUUGGAAGCCAAGCUUGGAUACAAUUAAGGAGAAGAAAUUUGAGAAGAAAUAUUCUCAUUGGUUGUUCAACUUUUGAAGGCAUUGGGAAACAUAUGUUAUAUGUGCUUUAUUAUUAUUAAGAAGGUUUCAUAUAUAAUGAAAAUAUUUGGAAAAAAAAAAUAGAGUUAAUAUAGAAUGUUACACAAGUGUUUUUUCUUUUUUUUUUUGGGGUGUGUUGUUAUGUUUAUAUUGAUUGUUAGAAGGAUUACUCAAUAUGAUAU